AUGCGCCGGGACGGCGCUGGCGGGGUUAGGGGGAGCUGGAGGCCGGCGUCGGGGGAGCAGGGCAGGAGGCCGGCGCUGAGAAGUGAGAACGGCGGCGCUGCAGUUUGUGGGCCUGGGGAGAGGAAGCAGCAGGCUUCGCUUCGCUCCAGGGUCCAGACACUUGUCCAGGCUCGCUUCGCCAUGCAUCAGAGACCAGCAGCCCUCCGCCGCCACUCAGUCCCGCCAGCCGUCCCCUUCCUCCUCGCGGUAGCGACGGCGGCCGCGGCCAUCUCCGCCGUGUCCGGCGCCGACCCGGUGAUCGUGGCGACGAUGUGCGGGCCGACCCCCGCGUCCGACCCGGAGACCUUCGACGUGAGCUUCGUCAACGCGCUCGAGCUCAUCUACCAGAACGUCACCCGCUCCGGCUUCGGCACCGCCUUCUCCUCCUCCUCCCCCGGCUCCGGCACAGGCGACAACAACUCCUCCAACUCCAGCGUGAGCCGCGUGAAGCUGCCCCGCUGCCUCCCCUCCACCGCCGGCCGCAUCUUCCUGGACGGCUGCUUCCUCCGCUACGGCGCCGCCCGCCGCGACUUCUCCGCGGACCCCUUCUCCCCCGACUCCGACACCGCCGUCUGCAGCUCCUCAAACAACAGCAACAGAACAAGAGCAGCGUCCUUCGCGGGCGCGGCAGCGGGGCUGCUGCGGAACGUGACGGAUGCCGCGCCGGGGGGCGAGGGGUACUACUCCUAUGGGGCGGCCGGUGCCGGUACCGGGGACGGGGAAGAAAGGGUGUACGCGGCGGCGCAGUGCUGGAGGUCGCUCAACGCCACGGCGUGCGGGGAAUGCGUGGCCAGCGCGCGUGAAAGGGUCGUCCGGCGGUGUCUGCCCGGCGCCCUUCUUCCUCCCGUCCGACGCCAACGCCAACGCCAACGCCGGUGGAGCAUCAUCGUCAUCCACCGGCACGUGAUCAUCGUCGUCGUCGUCGCCUCCGUCUUCUCCGCCGCGGCGGUGCUCGGCAUCGCGUAUCUCUGGACGAGGAUGCGGCCCAGCAGCGGAAGCGACGACCUUCGCCAUGACGAUCACAUGGACGGCUCCGGCGAGAUCAUCCGCGCCAUCGCCGCGUCGCAGCUCGGGUUCCGGUACGAGGAGCUCCGCAGCGCCACCGACGGCUUCAACCAGAUCAACAAGCUCGGCCAGGGCAGCUACGGCUCCGUUUACAAGGCACAUGCAUACAUUGCAUAUAUUUGCCAUCUUCUUCCUCUUCCUUUUGGGAAGACUCCUCUCUUGUUGAAUGACUCUGGAUAUGGCGGCCGGCAGGGGAUGCUGGCGGACGGUCGGGAGAUCGCGGUGAAGCGGCUCUUCUUCCACACGAGGCAGUGGGCGGAGCAGUUCUACAACGAGGUGCGGAUGGUGAGCCAGGUGCAGCACAAGAACCUGGUCAAGCUCCUCGGCUGCAGCGUCGACGGCCCCGAGAGCCUCCUCGUCUACGACUACCUCUGCAACACCAGCCUCGACCACUACCUCUUUGGUUACUACCACCUCCAAUAAUUCCCCUCCUCCAAGAAGAACGCGUUGGAUUGGGAGCGGCGGUCGGAGAUCGUCCUCUGCACGGCGGAGGGCCUGUCGUACCUCCAUAACGCUUCUGAGAUCAGGAUCAUACAUAAGGACAUCAAGGCCAGCAAUGUGGCAUCAAUCCAAUGGUAUCAUUUGAUAUACCAUUUCUAAAUUCGAUUAAUGUCAUAACAUUUGCCUC
This is a messenger RNA of Brachypodium distachyon (stiff brome), 1732 nucleotides long. RefSeq names its product cysteine-rich receptor-like protein kinase 2. Gene Ontology annotation, biological process: protein phosphorylation. Lineage: Eukaryota; Viridiplantae; Streptophyta; Magnoliopsida; Poales; Poaceae. The coding region runs from base 1 to 1527 and encodes 508 amino acids. The transcript is spliced from 5 exons. Gene Ontology annotation, molecular function: ATP binding; protein kinase activity. The record is from RefSeq and is a predicted model, not a curated record.